This is a messenger RNA of Closterium sp. Naga37s-1, 1449 nucleotides long. Lineage: Eukaryota; Viridiplantae; Streptophyta; Zygnematophyceae; Desmidiales; Closteriaceae. The record is from the annotation of a GenBank genome assembly.
AUGGACAUUUGGAUGGCUAGGCCGUCGGAUUACGCCGCUUCCUCAUGCAACUCGUUGGCCAAGUCGACCAGCGAAGGCCGAUCCGAAGCGCCCAAACACGAGAGCAAGUUAGAAGGUCUCGUCACGGCGUCGUGGUACGCGCCGUCCGAGGCGUCUACCUCGUCGACGGAACCCACGCCGUUCAAAGUUGACCUCGUCGCCUCGUCGGACGCCUCGGGUUUGUCCGUUGCUUCCACGUGUUCCGGAUCCGACGACUCUGCCGCAGCCGUCGCGAAAUCCACGAAACAGGCGCCAGCUGCAGUCCAUGCGCCUCACGCUCACCGAGCCGCUGCUACACCCGUUGCUCCGCGCGCGUGCCGACGGCCGCUCGUGCUGAGCGCAUACGACGGUGUGCUGGACCCCGAGCUGUUCGAGCAAACCGGCGAGUUGGGGCGUGGCGGGUAUGGCACGGUGGUGGCGAUGCGGCGAGUGGAGAACGGUGAGGUGGUGGCGGUGAAGCGCGUGGAGCGAAAGCAGCUGGUGGCGGCGUCGAAUGAGGCGAUGCUUUCGGCGUCGCUGAGCGAGUGUCCGGGCGUGCUGGGCGCGCGCGAGGUGCAUCUGGGCGAGCAGCACGCGUACAUGCUCUCCGAUGUGUGCUCUGGCGGCGACCUCCGCGCCCUCAUGCAGCGACGCAAAGCUGCUGCAAGCAACGGCGCGGGAGACGCGGGGAGAGGCAAGGGGAGGCGGUGGUGGGGGAAGGCGAGCGGGGAAGGCGGGCGGGGAGGGGGAAUGGCGGAGGCGGAGGCGCUGCAAGUGGUGAAGCACGUGAGCGACGCCGUGGUGUUCUGCCACGAGCGAGGCGUGGUGCACUGCGAGAUCAAUCCCGACAACAUCCUCUUCGCCACUCCCACGCCCCUCUCCGCCCCUCUGCCUUUCUCCGCCGCCGCUGCUCCUGCUGCGCCUGCGCGCGCCUCUCCUGCUGCCCUCGGCCUGUCCGCGCCCGUGGUGGCGGAGGGGCAGCGCGGGUGCAGCACUCCCGCAGGCACGCCCGGGUACAUGGCGCCUGAGGUCGAGGCCCUCUGCCGCCCUCGCUGCCCGCCUGCCCCGGGCGCCGCCAAGCACGCUAGAAGAGCAGCGGGGAGAGCAGAGGCAGGAAUCACAGAGGCAGUGGGGUAUGGGCGCGCAGCUGACGUGUGGUCGCUGGGGGUGACGCUGUACGAGAUGAUUGCGGGCGAGCGGCCUUACUCAGGGGAGGCGCCUCAGCAGGGCGAGUGGCGGGCGCGUGUGGAGCGGGCAGCGUGGGAAGGCGUGUCAGAGGAGUGUCGCGCGCUGGUGAGCGGCAUGCUGAGAGUGCGCGUGGAGGAGAGGCUCACCAUGGCGCACGUGUGCCACCACCCCGCCAUGAUCCGCGCUUUCGAGGGCAGCGGAGGGAGCAGCGCGGGGAAGAGCAGGAGCGCAAGGUGGUGGUAA